Cydia pomonella (codling moth) is the source of this 5257-nucleotide messenger RNA. RefSeq lists its product as uncharacterized. The record is from RefSeq and is a predicted model, not a curated record. Lineage: Eukaryota; Metazoa; Arthropoda; Insecta; Lepidoptera; Tortricidae. The transcript has 2 exons. The coding region runs from base 779 to 5257 and encodes 1492 amino acids.
AAUAGUGGGACCGGAUUUUUGCACUAAAAGUUUCGAUAAUUCUAAAGAUGGAAAAGUGAUGCUUAUCUGGUAAAGGACAUAUUUUUAAGCAUAUUUGUAAUAUAUGACGAAAAGUUAGAACGAGAGUUAGGUAUAAAUUAGGUAUUUAUGUAUUUUUAUUGUUGAUUUUUUAAUAUUGAAUUAAAGUGUAAAGUUUAAGCUUAAUCUUUUAUAGUAUGUAUGAGGCUUUAUGCUGUUAAAUUUUUAGAAAUUUUUUUAAUGUGCUACUUUGUCUAACUAAAAUUAGUUUAUUAUUUUGUCAAUAUUGAAUUAAAGUUUAAAAAAUCCACAACAACAUAUCUAAAUUCUUAAUUCAAUAGGCCAAGCUAAAAAUUAGAAGAAUAGGAUAUGUGCUUUAGAAUAAAUAUGCGUUUUUCGUCCUGUAAGAUCUAAUAUUGAAUUAAAGUCCGUAAAAAUAAGUCUAUUACUAUAUUAUAAUAUAUGCAGCCAUUUUAUGGAAAGUAAGAAAUAUCUGUGUGUAGCUUGAAUUGUAAUAGUAAAAUCAAUUUAAAAAGGCGCGAAAUUUAUAACCACGCCGCGCUGGUUCGUUAACAUGUCGGCUCGGCGCGCGGGAGCCUAUCGUAGCCGACCUAGUGAGCGAUAGAUACCUCGCCCCGCCCCCCGCUCAGCUUCGCAAUCGCUGUUUGUCUUUUCUUUCACAUCAUUCGUUUGUUUACCGUGCACUUAAAUUAGAUGCGGACGUUAAGUGAAUUUAAUAAGUAAUAAUUAUGACUUAAAAAUGAGUGAAAAGUGUUUGAUAUGUGGACUAUUUAUUAGUACUGACUUAGUAGUAGUCAAAAAACGUGGAAUUGAGCGGCUUAUAACGGCGAGCAAAGAAAGAAAUGAUGGGAAAGAUAAAUAUUUUUACGGGAAGGAGGAAAUAUGUUUCCACAGAAAGUGCAGGUUACUGUACAUUGAGUCAAAGGCUAUAUCGGCGCACAAAAGACGAAUGGAGGUGGAGGCAUCAGUUAGACAGCCAAGUGAUGAUGAUGAAAGUUUUGAUUUUCAAAACUUUUGUCUUUUUUGCAACGAAGCUGCCAACGAGGAGUUUAAACAGGCUCAACUCAAACGUCGUGUUCAAGACAGAAUCAUUGUCAGCGAAAUAAAAAAAUGUUCUACACAGGAGGCUAUAUUGAACGCAGCAUUAUUACACACGGACGAUUGGAGUGAACAAGUAGAGCGUCGUAUACAAGGUGUCGAUCUCAAAGAGAAGAAGGCAGUUUACCAUGGUCAUUGUUAUGCAAAGUUUUGCCACCCUUAUCGAGCCACUGGAGGAAGGCGGGGAAAGCAGCAGGCACCAGAAAACGCCGAAGCAAUGAAUCUGAUUUAUCAGUAUUUGGAAACAAAUACAGAGGACUGUCAGUUCUCCAUUCAAGACAUCAGGAAUGCGUAUCCCGAUGUCAAUUUGCCAACUGACCCAGUCAUUAAAUAUAACUUGCGCAAAAAGUAUGGAGAUGAUAUUCUUAUUACUGCAGGGAACCCUUCCAUAAUAUGCAUGUUAUCAAACUGCUCCCAAAUGAUACAAACGAGUUGGUACGAAGCCCGGAAGGAAAAUGUCGUAGCUGAAAAACAACGGAUAGUAGAAGCAGCUGCAAAAAUUAUUUUAGAAGAAGUUACCUCUCGCGUUUACAAGACAGAUUUUUAUCCACCGCCGACUGCUUUUUUAAAUGACGCAGAAAAAGAUUGUCCGGAUUCGUUGCUCAAAUUGUUGCGAAUAAUUAUCAUGACCAACAAAAACAAAGAUAAUGAAUCUUACGAAAGAAAAUGCGUCGCUUUAGCACAUGGAAUUGUUAGUGCUGCUAGGCCCCGUACUUUUAGGUCACCAGUCCUUCUGGGGCUAUCAUCUUUGAUACAUCACAAGUAUGCGUCGAGGUACCUAAUUGAUUUAUUCAGUGGAAUGGGUUUUUGUUCAACCUAUGAUGAAACUUUGAAAUUUCAAGUUUCAGCUAUAGCGACUUAUACACCAAAGCAGAGUUGUCCAGCUUUUACACAAUUCGUGUUUGAUAAUGCAGAUGUAAAUGUCCACACCAUAGAUGGUAAUAACACAUUUCACACAAUGGGAGGAAUACAAUGCUUAAACCCACCCCAAACGCUUAGUUUAAAUGAAAGUAUUCCAAGGCUAAAUUACAUCCCACAGAGCUUCAUGAAACGUUAUGAACAAAUUUCUUUACAAACCCAUAUCAAAACAAUGAACUCUGGACUUGAUAAAGUGCUAUUCAAUCCACCGAUGAGCAAUGACGACACGUUUAUAAUGACAAAAACAGAUUUGUUAUGGAUGUAUGGUAAAUCUGAAUGUUUCCCAGAUACCCCUGGCUUUAAUUCAUUUAUGAUGUUGACACAAGAAGAUGACGUGAAAAAUGAACAAAUCUGUGAAAUCAGGCCUGUACCAUUUAUAAAUGCUCCGGCAUCAAAUUAUGACACGAUUCUCACAGCAUUAAAGUAUGCUGCAGAAAAGUGUAAGCAAUCUGACAUUGACUGCAUAGUAACCUUUGACCAGCCAUUGUAUCAAAAGGCCCAAGAAAUAGUAAAAUCGUCCCAAGAUGCAUUAAUCUCUAAAAUUAUUUUAAGGUUGGGCGGAUUCCACCUUUUAAUGUCAUUUAUGGGAGCCAUUGGCAAAAUAAUGGCAGGCAGUGGGUUAAGGGAAUGGUGGGCUAAAAUAUAUGCCAUAGGAUCUUUAGAGAAAAUGAUAAUGGGCCACCAUUACGAACGUGCGGUCAGAGCGCAUAUGCUUUCAAGUCUAGCAUUAUUUAGAAUAAUAAUAAGUAAUGUGGAAAUUAAUUUGAAUGAAAAGAUUGAGAUGGAGAGUGCUUUGUUUAAAAUUACAGAUGGCGACCAGAACAAAGAAAUGAAUAAUGAAAUAUUGCAAUCAGUUUUGGAUAAGUUCGUUAAAUCAUUGCAAGAACUUGAAGGAAGGGGUCCUACAUCCAUGCUGUGGGUCGCUUAUUUUAAAAUGACUCUACUUAUCCAGAAUUUUAUCAAAGCUGAGAGAAUCGGCGACUGGAAUUUACAUAUCAAAUGUGUGAAAGAAAUGCUGCCCUACUUUCAUGCCGCCGGCCAUUUCAAUUACGCGAAGUCAGCGAGUCUCUAUGCUCAAGAAAUGGACAAUUUAGAAGCUGUUAUGACACCGGAAUGUUAUAAAAGAUUUAUUUCUGAAAAAAUGUUCACUGUGCGGAGGACACAAAAACCUUGUUCGGGAACCUGGUCCGAUAUGACUAUAGAGCAAACGCUAAUGAGGUCUAUGAAAGUGUCAGGAGGGCUCACGCAAGGUCGCGGUUUCUCGGAUAAUGUUUUGAGCAAGUGGAUUUUAGGCUUGCCAAUAUUGCACAGUAUCACCGAAGAAGUUGAGAAUUUUUGUGACACUUCAGUUAAAAUUCACAAUCACAAGGACGGUUCUUCUUCUAGAAUGUCUAGAGAUGCCAAAGACUUAGAACAUUUGUCGCAAUGGCUUAAUGAACAUAACCCGUUUCCGAACACGACUGACAUCAUUUCAAUUAGUACAGGGGUAGUUGGCAAUGAGAAAAUCAACCCUCAUAAAGCCGUUGAGAUUGGUAAAAAUAUUAUGAACGACAGAAAAGGAACAUCCUUUGCACAGAUAAAAUAUUCACGUAAAGAGACGGUACAACCGCUUGGUAAUGUGAAUUUAUCAAUAUCUGUUGAAGAGAAGAAAGUCUCAAUAGAACCAGAUUUAAUAUUCAAACGGAUUUCUUUCUUGAAAAAGUCCCAGGAUGAAUUAAAAACGUAUUUGCAAUACGAGUUGUCGCCCUACCCUUUAUCUCUAUUUGAUAAGAACGGAAUGCGCAAAACCAACAAGUCAAUUUUUUAUGAAAUGUUUUCGCCUGUAACCCCGAACUCCACAGACCAGGACCAGCUAUGUGACGAUGUAAAUUUAAAAGAUGAAGCCCAUGUUAUUGACGGCGGGCUGUUGUUACAUCGAGUGGUAUGGCAAAAAAAUACAACAUACUCAGCGAUUUGUAAAAAAUAUGUAGAUUAUGUAAAAAAAUUCACAAACCCUACGGUAGUAUUUGACGGAUAUGAAAACGAAAACUGCGUGAAAAACCAAGAAAGAAAAAGGCGUGCGAAAGGAAGAAUGAAUACUUGUGUUGUAAUUCAAGAAAAUUCAGAAGCCACGAUGACACAAGACCAAUUUUUAUCAAACGACCAAAAUAAAAGCCGGCUUAUAACUAUGCUGACAUUACGACUGAAAUCAGAAAACAUUCCAGUUUUCCAAAGUAAAGAUGAUGCGGAUACCCUAAUCAUUUCCACAGCGAUCGAAAUAGCUGACACUAAAAGAUACAGAAAAGUUAUGGUCGUUGGCGAAGAUAUUGACUUGUUGGUUUUACUUACGUCGAAAAAAAGGCCUGACAUAGUUUUGAUGAAACCAGGGAAGGGCAAAAUAACAACAAAAUUAUACAACGCUGACAGUUUUAAAGCAGAUCCUGACAUUGUUUUGUUAUCUCAUGCUUUUACUGGUUGCGACACAACAUCUGCAAUUUUCAGACAAGGCAAACGAAAAGUAUGCACAAAAAUGAUGAAAAAUAGUUUAAAACAAGCAGUAAACGCAUUUAAUGAUCCCUGCAGUUCACAUGAAGAAAUUUCGAAAGCUGGAGAGAUCAUAUUUUGUGAACUUUAUGGAGGUAACAAGACAACUGAUAUAAAUAUCCUGAGAUAUGAAAGAUUUGCUCAGUCUUUAACAAAAAGCUCCACCGAUCUGGCAACUCUUCCACCGACUUCAUCUGCAGCAAAACAGCAUUCUCUUCGAGUAUACUAUCAGAUCCAGAAAUGGUUAGGUAAUGAACUGAAUCCAACAGAUUGUGGCUGGGAAAAGCAAGCUUCCGGCAUGGCUCCUAUCACCACAACUGAGAACCCAGCUCCUGACGAAAUCUUAAAGAUUAUAUCUUGUAAAUGCAAGUUGGAGUGUAAGGGAACCUGCACGUGCAUUAAAGCCGGGUUGAAAUGCACGGCACUCUGCAUACAUUGCACAGACAAAAAAUGUUGCGGCGAUGUAGAUAUCACUGAAACAGCGUUUGAUGUUGAAACGGAAGUCCAUAUGAAUAACGUGAUUAAUGACACCAUCUGUGAUAAUAAAGUACAUGAAAAGAUUGACACUGAAUUAGAUACUUUUAAGGAAAAUGUAGCUCCAAAUAGUGUUGAUUAUAUAAAUGUUCCAUCAGGGUCAGUAGCAAUUAGAGAGUCUGCUAAAAGACAAAGACUCUCAUAG